Messenger RNA from Anopheles bellator, 3576 nucleotides. RefSeq lists its product as uncharacterized. The transcript is spliced from 3 exons. Gene Ontology annotation, biological process: proteolysis. The record is from RefSeq and is a predicted model, not a curated record. The coding region runs from base 1 to 3576 and encodes 1191 amino acids. Lineage: Eukaryota; Metazoa; Arthropoda; Insecta; Diptera; Culicidae. Gene Ontology annotation, molecular function: metallocarboxypeptidase activity; zinc ion binding.
AUGGUGCUCGUAGUACUACGCGUCGCAACGCUGGCGUUGCUGAUGCUGCGUGAUUCCCGAGCAGCGCGUGGGAUUUACGUCAACAAUAAAAAGCUUGAUCCGUUCGAAGUGGACCACAUCGGUCUGGCAAGUAUCGCACCAGGAGUCACCUCGCCGAGUCAGCCGCCAGCGUACGUCACCAAGAGCGACCUGCUGCGUAAGGAUAACUUUACGAGCCCCCAGCACUACUACCAGUACCUGGUGAGCGAACGCCCCUCCAGCUACAUCGAUCUAUGGUGGGGACACAAGAAUAAGACACACGUAACGUCACCGGUUUCCAUGGCCGCACUGUUACCUGUGCAGGACGCGCUGUUUUCGACCCAGAACAAACGCAACAAGACCGACUCCGUGUACGAGGGCAACUAUCAGUCAGCACCACUUCAAUCAACAGAUCUUGCUCCAUCAACUGCGCCGCCGGUCCAUAAGGUGAAACGGCCCGUAAGGACGAAGAAGCGGCCAUCGAAAACCCGGCCAGGUUCCGUACUAACCCAGCCCGAGUUGACGCCUGAAAUGAUGGCCUUCCUGAGUCGUUACUACCUAUUGAGCUGCACGCUAGUGCCGAAACCAGCGAGCGCGGUACAACCGACGCCAACGGUGGCCGCUCCCUCCAUCCAGACCACUACACGCAAAACCAAAAUACGACAUCUGACAACGCGGCCCAGCACGACGACCACUACCACGACGGUAAAGCCGGCGAUCGGAGAUUUCAAGAAGCGGAAGAAGCCUAGCUACGUCUACGUGAAUCCACCGGUCAUCAAGCGGCUCGGGGGCGUACUGGAGUCGGUGUACACCUUUAUGGAGAACGCUCUCACUAGCACCGAGGCAGUGUCGAAGGAGACUCGUGGCGGAGACACGGUGGAACUGAACGUGGGAAGUGCGAAAGUGAAGCGAAACGCUGCCGUACCCGAGGAACGCGCUGGUUCCACGGAGCAGAUAUCGCUCGCAGGAGCAAUCACUUCAGAAACUCCGUCCUGGAGUACGGUACUCAGUCCGGGUACGCUGGCGGACUCGAAGCGGUUCACGGUUCCGGACCGAGUCACCAUCUCGGGGCUUCCGGGGGCCGUGAGCACGGACGGGGGCAAGAACACGAUGACCACCAACAUCCAGGUGACGAGCGAGUACACGGCGGCUACACCACCGACGGUGCCCUUUCGAAAGCCCGACCCGGACGACGACGACGACGAGAGCAGUGAGGAGGAAUCGGAAGAGGACUACUUCGGAGAAUUGACGGGUUUCCAGGACCAGGAGGACGGCGAUGAUGACGAGGACGACGAGGACGAAGACGACGACGAGAGCGAUGAGACUGAAGCUGGACAGCCAUCCAGCAACGACAAGGACUACGGGAACGACACCGAGAAUCACUCCCAAACUAGUCGACCCGUGCGUCGAAAGCCGACCAAGAAGCGGCACCGUAAGAAGCGUCCAGCAUCGAGCGGCAGCUACGAGGACCUGGAGUACGGCGACGACGACGAGGCGACCUCGUCGGACGAGGAUGACGACUAUAGCGAUGAGUACUACAGCAACACGGACGAUGACUACGACGACGACGACGAGGACGACGUAGGUGAUGGGAACGGGGCCGGAUUCUUCACCGGGAUGUUUUCCACGUUUGGUCGCUUCGUGAGUUCGCUCGGGUUCGGGGGGUCCGCUGUUGGAGCCCCCGACGACUACGGUGACUCCGAGGAGGACCGAGCCCACAGCACAACACCUCGCAUUUUGGCGGUAACGCGUAAGCGACCGACGCGCAGUACCUCCGGAGAACCGGUAGCCCCGGUUGACAGUCGGAACGGUACCGCCACGGUUCCAUCGACACCCUCGUCGUCGUCCUGGCUGUCAAUGCCGCUGGUCUACAACCCGUGGAGUCCCGAUUUGGACGAUACGCCUUCGCCGGACGAUUUGGCUCCGUCAGAGCCUACCACGAUCACCAACACCACCCCAGGUUCAUGGUUCGAGCUGAUGAUGCCUUGGGAUUUUUUCAACCCCUGGCUGCCGGAUGUGACGGAGAACGAUGUGUCGGAGGAGUCUGUACUACCACCAGCGAUGCCUAGUCCAUCACCCGUAGCUCCAUCGGCGAGCUGGUUCAGUCAACUGCUCGGUGGCGCUGCUAUCUCCGCGAAACCACCAAAGCCCGCCACUGGGAUCCCAACCCAACUUCCUUCCAGUAGUUACUCGGUGCGGCCGACCAGAAAGGUUUCCUACGCUGGCCACCAGUUGUGGCGCGUGUUCGUGGAAACCGCCGAGCACCGCCAGUACCUGGACGACUUCCGGCGCUCAACGGACGGUCGCCGGCUGCAAUGGUGGCUCGGCCCAACGCUGCACGGGCCCACGGAUGUGCUGGUGCCGCCGGAGUCACUGCAAACCUUCCGCGAGUACCUCCUGGCCGAAGGCAUCCAAUUUCGGCCGACCAUACAGGAUCUGGGACGGGCGAUCGCACACGAGAAAUCCCGAGUAACGCGGCGCGAGCAGAUGGAGCACAGGCUACGGCAGGGUCAUUCGCUGACGUGGUACCGCUACCAUCGGUACGCCGACAUCGUUCAGUUUCUGGACUACCUACAGCAGCAGCACCCGCAGCGGGUCCAGCUACUCCACGUCGGCCGCUCGUACGAAGGGCGGCCCCUGACGGUGGUACGCGUUUCCUCGUCGAUCUCCCACGUCCAGGGCGUAGAGCGUCGACGCAAGCGCCGCAAGCCCCAGAAGAAGCGACCGGCCAUCUUCAUCGAGGCCGGGGCUCACGGUCGCGAGUGGCUUGGUCCAGCAGUUGCGACGUGGUUUCUGAACCACCUUCUACAACUCCAGCAGUCCGGUGCCCCGGUGGUCAAUGGGUCUGACCCCGGAUCCGAGAAGGAAACCUUGGCCCGGUACGACUGGUACGUGCUGCCGGUACUGAACCCCGAUGGCUACGAGUACAGCCACGAGCACGACCGGAUGUGGUCCAAGAGUCGCUCGCAGGUGGAGCCCAGACCCCAGGGUGUUCUAUCCAGCGCGUUCAACUGGUGGCAGACGGGGACAGCGGCGGACCCCAGCAAGCGGGAGUGCUACGGCGUUGACCUCAACCGUAACUGGGCUCACCAACCUCAUCUUCGCAACGAGUGCAGCGAAGACUUUGCGGGAAGCGAUCCCUUCUCCGAGCCCGAAACGCGAGCCCUGCGUGACUUCCUCGCUGCCGGGCGUCGUAAUAUCCGCUUGUUUGUGUCGCUCCACGCAUACGGUCAGGUGCUCUCCUAUCCGAGUGACAAGCGCCCGAAGGACGAGGUAGACGCUCCGAGUGACAUCCACGAGAUGGCAACGGUCGCUCUGGAAGCGCUGAGCGGAACUGGCAGUGACGUGCGGUAUCGGAUUGUGCCGAGCCCCGGGCUAGAGGGCCAGGCUUCGGGCACCGCGGCCGAAUACGCACGGUAUGGAGCGGGAAUCCGGUACAGCUACACGCUGACGCUUCCCGACACCGGUACGCACGGUUUCCUGUUGCCACCGUCCAACAUCGUGGCGACCGCCCGGGACGCGUUCGAAAUCAUCAAGGGCAUGAUUGACUACACGUAG